Messenger RNA from Rhizophagus irregularis DAOM 181602=DAOM 197198, 1509 nucleotides. NCBI's taxonomy places the organism in Eukaryota, Fungi, Glomeromycota, Glomeromycetes, Glomerales, Glomeraceae. The record is from RefSeq and is a predicted model, not a curated record.
AUGUGGCGGCAUGCCGAUACUAAAGCAGUAGCUAGCCGUCUCCUUCUUUACCAUAUUUUUAUUCCAGAACUUAUUCACCUUCAAACAUCUUUAGAAUUAUAUUCUUUAUGUGAAAAACAUUAUAAUCAAAUUAUAUCUACUAAUCACUUUUAUCAGUUCCUUUUAAAUCCAGAUCAAACCACGUCUUUUCAAAAUCAAAAUAAAAGAAAGCGUCACAGCAUUGACAAUAGUGUAUUGGAUAUUGGAUUAAAUAUUACCAGCACCUGUGAUUUUGGCGCCCAAUUUCCAGAAUUUGAAACUACUUGUGAUUUUGGCGCUCAAUUUCCAGAAUUUGAAGCUAGUACUCGUGAUUUUGGUAUCCAAGUGUCUGGUGAAUUUGAAUAUGUACAAACAAUAUCUAAAAUUCAACAAUUGCAAAAACAAUUAGAAAAUCAAGGGCGUGAAUUAAUGGAAUUAUCAGGAAGAUUAACUAAAGCUAAUGAAUAUAUACUAAAUGAUCGUAAUCAAGUUAUUGUUAAGUUCAUUGAAAUUUUAACUCAAAAUGAUGGGAAUACUAAUGUUCCAAAUCAAGAAAAACUUUUCAAAAGAGUUGUUGCUGUUGAUGCAAUAUAUGGAUCGCGUCAUGGAAAGUAUGUAUCAGAGAUUAACCUUGCAGCAUCAGCUAUAAAAUAUUCUUUAGCACGCUCAAAAAAAGUUAUUAAUAUUGAUAAUCAUAUUACAAGUGCAGGAGGUUAUGUUCAAUUUCAAAAAUGGUUGGAUGAGUUAUCAAAAGAACAAGAAUCAUUACCUAAAGGACUUUUAUUUUUGGCUUUUGAUAAUGAACAAAGAGGACAAAAAAACUAUCUAGAUCGUGGAUUCAAUACUGUGAUUUUUCAUGUUAUUACUAGUUUUGUUGCAUUUAAUAUGAAAUCUCAAAAUGAAAUACAACAUACUAAUAUUCCUUGGUUGCAUAACUCUCUUAAUCGACUUCAAUAUGAAGAACUUUUUGAUCUUUCAUCUCAAAUGGAGGAGGAAUUCAAUAAAGAACUUCAUAAUUAUCUUUCCAAGAUCCUUGAUCAGCUAUGUAUGGAAAAAUUAUCUUCAAAUAACAGCAUUAAUACUCUUAUAGAAAGUAUGAUUUCAAAUAAUGGGUAUGAUAAAUAUUGUUCAAAUUGUAAUGAAAAAGACAUUGAAAAUCGAAAACAAGUUUAUGAAUCUAAAAUUGCUCCUGUUCCACAAAUUAGUAUGACUCAACGAUCAGUUGCUGAUGAAGGUGUUUGUAUUCCUGAAAUAUAUAUCCCUGAUCCGCUUAAUAUUAAUCCUAAUUUAAUAGCAAAUGUUGAAAAAGUUCUUCAGCAUAUAAAAAAAAUAUCAGGAAUUCAGGAUGGAACGCGUAAAUGGGUAAUAGUAACAUGUGAUGGAGUUCCAUAUCAUCAUGCUGUUAAACUCCAAGAAAAAUUUCCUUGGUUGGUUCUUAUACACAGGUUGAAAAGUGAAAAAUCAGGCACCAAUCGGUCACCAAUCAGGUAG